AUGUUUGUCUACCAAGGAAAGCUCAACUGGUACCACUACGGCAAAGAUGAGACCUUCGUCAUCAUCCUGCCCAGCGGCCCAGUCCGAGUCGGCGACAGCGUCUACCUCUUCUCCCAAUGGACAGAAGAUGCCCAAGGUCGCAAGAAGCAGAAUUGGUUCCAGACCAUCACCGUCGACUCUGUAACCCAGACUGACAGCAGCGACGUCACCUUUGUCCUCAAGGGCUCAUGGUACAACUUCACCAUCACCACCAAGGGCGGUUACAAAGACCUCAGCGUCAUUAUGAGAAACCCCCAAGGCGGUGCCAGCUCACCCAUGUCUCUGGAGCGCAUCUGGGAGUCCAAGCAGGAACUCACAGGCACCACGCGUGUCUGGACUGGCAAGUUCAAGUGGAUGCACUUUGCAGACAAUGAGCCUGCCAUUUUCAUCGUUCCUGAUGGCUUCGGUGAGGGUAAGCCUAUUCUGUCUACGUGGCAGUGGACAAAGGCCUCCAACGGAAAAACCAAGGACCCUUCAUUCCGUGACGCCGUUCAGAAGAACGUCACUGGCCUUGAUACCGACAAAGUCACCUUUUCUUACCACUCUUACUACGACAUCAACUGCACUUGGGAUGCCAACAAGGACCACCUUGAUGUCAAGGUCACAGAGGGUAGCCAUACCGAGGAUGUCGGAGACAUGAUUCGCUCGGCCAUCAUUGAGCGCAAACAGCACAUUCAUGACGUUGAACCCGCCGAGCCCAAGCCGGAGAAGGGCGAGUGUGAGCUUCGUAAGCCACAGCCUCAGGCAACUCUACCGCGCAUCCAGGACCCUAUGCCAUUCCCCAAGGGUCUCCUCGAGACGCUAGCCCACACUGCUGCUUUUGUCGACCAAGCAGGAUACCUCGCCAAGUAUGCUCUGGAUCACUUUUCCGUCCUGGAUGCCGAUUAUCACGUCCAACUCGAGAAGGUCAAGGCCAAGGAGGCCGAGAUCACCAACCUCAAGAAGACAGUUGAGGAUCUCACCGGCGACCGCAGCGCCGCGAAAGCCCAGGUCGAGGAGUUGCAAAAGCAGCUUGAGCAAGCCAACAAGGACAUGCAGGGACUCCGUGAUCAAAUCGCCGAACUCAACGAUUGGAUCAAGAAGGAUAUGGCUAAGGAUGAGAAGGUUCGCAAGGUCCUUGAAGAAACGCAGAAGAAGGUCGAGUCUCUCAUGGAAGAGAAGAGCAACCUCCGAAAGGAGCUUGAUGCUGCCAACGCGACCAUCUCCGAGCUCAAUGCUCGUAUUGCGGAUUACCAGAAGCAGAUCAUCCAGCGCGACACUGAGAUUUCCCGCUUGGGAGCUGAGAACUCGGCGCAGGUGGAGAUGAACAAGAGCCUGACUGCCAAGAACGACGCCCUCACCAAGGAAGUCGAAGAUCUCAAGGUUUCCCAGUCAUCGCUGCAGGAAGACCUCAGACGCGCCAAGAUCAGAAUUGACGAGUUGGUUGUCAAGAACAAGGAGGCGCGAGGACAGAUCACGACAGCUAACAAAGAGAGGGACGACGCAAAUGUCAAACUCAAGAGUGCUGACGAGGAGCGUAACAAGGCGGUUGAGAAGCUUGAGGACUAUAAGCAGAAGAUGUACGAUCAAGGUAUUAGUCUGGAUUGA
Molecule: messenger RNA, 1626 nt
Organism: Fusarium pseudograminearum CS3096
Lineage: Eukaryota; Fungi; Ascomycota; Sordariomycetes; Hypocreales; Nectriaceae
Exons: 3
Coding region: 1-1626 (541 amino acids)
Source: RefSeq, a predicted model, not a curated record